Molecule: messenger RNA, 1026 nt
Organism: Trichobilharzia regenti
Lineage: Eukaryota; Metazoa; Platyhelminthes; Trematoda; Strigeidida; Schistosomatidae
Source: the annotation of a GenBank genome assembly
AUGGCUUUAGCAAGAAUAAGUUUAGAACCACCACCGCACAUAGAUCCUACCAAAGCUACGCUAGCUUAUGGUCGACUCGCCAUAAAACGUCUUAAUCGAGAAUUAAAAGAUGUCGAUUUAUUAACACGACAACGUGCUGUUAAAGCCUUAUGCGAUUAUUUACACGAUCCUGAGCAUAUAGCAGAAGCAGUUAAUGAAGGAGUAGUAUGUUCAUUAAAUACGCUUUUAAAAGAUCCUGAUGUACCAUGUAGAGCAUAUUCAACAGAGUGUUUUGUCAUCCUGUGUCAACAUGCAAUUGGUCGUACUGCUGGAUUAAAUCAUAAUAUUUUAGAAUCAUUUAAACCGCUUAUCGCAUUUAAUCAACCUGAUAUCAUUCGUUUAAAUACACAUAAAGCUAUUGAACUUUUAACAACUGAUCCAUUGGGUGCUAAAGCAGCUGUUGAAAGCAAAUAUAUUGAUUUAUUGAUUAAAUGUGCUGAAAAAGAAGUGGAUGAAAUAAAAAUUGUUGUAUUGGACACAUUGAAUCAUUGUUUAAGCUUUGAUACUGGUGAAGGCUUAGAAUCUGGUGGAAUACCAUUGUUUACAAGACUGCUAUCUCAUCCAAGCGCUGAUGUCAGGGCACGUACAGCUCAAAAUAUUUUACGUUUAUGUGUAAAUCCCAAGGGAAAGCAAGAGGCUAUAGACAAUGAAACGAUACCUGCAUUGGUUGGUCUAUUGAAUGAUCAAAGUGAAAAUGUAAAAGCUUCAUCUGCUGGAGCGUUAGCCUUCAUAUGUACAACUAACCAUGGUCGAUAUACAACACUAAAUGCUGGUGCUAUCCCCUUGCUUCUUAUUCUUGUUGAUGAUGAGAAUAGUCGAGUACGUGUUAACGCUUUAAAGGUUAUUACAUGUUUAUCAGAAACACCGGAAGGACGUAGGAUUCUGUUAGAUCAUCUGAAUAAAAUAUCUCCACACGAAAAUGACAUGAAUGCAGCUGUAGCCAAGCAUGCCAGGAUAGCGGUAUCUGUUAUCACUUGGAAGCCAUAG